Messenger RNA from Malania oleifera, 1748 nucleotides. Its product is annotated as calcium-dependent protein kinase 24. The transcript has 8 exons. Gene Ontology annotation, molecular function: ATP binding; calmodulin binding; calcium ion binding. The record is from RefSeq and is a predicted model, not a curated record. The coding region runs from base 143 to 1726 and encodes 527 amino acids. Gene Ontology annotation, biological process: peptidyl-serine phosphorylation; protein autophosphorylation; intracellular signal transduction. NCBI's taxonomy places the organism in Eukaryota, Viridiplantae, Streptophyta, Magnoliopsida, Santalales, Ximeniaceae. Gene Ontology annotation, cellular component: nucleus; cytoplasm.
AACUAAAUUAACUACUUUUCAAAAACUUCCAAAUUAACUUUCCCCUUCUGAUUUGUUGUCCCACAACUCCCUCCCCCUUCCUCCAUCUUCAUCUUCAAUCCUUCAGCUCUCCCAUGGGACAACUUUGAUUAACCCUAUUCCCAUGGGAGGCUGCCUCUCUUCCAACCCCUCCCCGGACAGGCCUCGGCUUCCCCACAAGGAUGCCAAGGCCCCGCCCGAACUGCCCCGGAAAUCGGUUUCCUUCCUUCCCCCGGUCUCCGUCAUCAACAACCCGAGGGGGGAUGACAUCUACGGCCGAUACCGGUUCGGGAAGGAGCUCGGACGGGGGGAGUUCGGGGUGACCCACCUGUGCUUCGACCUCAAAACAGGGGAGACGCUGGCGUGCAAGUCGAUUGCGAAGAGCAAGCUGAGGACGGAGAUCGACGUGGAUGAUGUGAGGAGGGAGGUGGAUAUCAUGAGGCACUUGCCCCGUCACCCCAACAUUGUGAGUUUCAGAGAGGCUUAUGAGGAUAAGGAGGCUGUUCAUUUGGUAAUGGAGCUUUGCGAGGGUGGCGAGCUCUUCGAUCGGAUCGUUGCCAAAGGGCAUUACACCGAGCGUGCUGCUGCCCUCGUCACGAAGACCAUUGUAAAGGUCGUUCAGCUGUGUCAUACACACGGGGUAAUGCACCGAGACCUAAAACCUGAGAACUUCUUGUUUGCAAAUACAAGUGAGACUUCUCCACUAAAAGCGAUUGAUUUUGGCCUCUCCAUGUUCUUUGAGCCCGGUGAGCGUUUCAGCGAAAUCGUUGGAAGCCCAUAUUACAUGGCCCCAGAAGUCCUGAGACGCAAUUACGGACCAGAAGUAGAUGUAUGGAGUGCAGGCGUUAUCCUUUAUAUCUUAUUGUGUGGAGUUCCACCUUUUUGGGCAGAAACUGAAGAGGGAAUUGCACAUGCAAUUGUUCGUUCUGUCGUAGAUUUUGAGAGGGAUCCUUGGCCGAAAGUUUCUAAAGAUGCAAAGAAUCUUGUGAUAAGAAUGCUAGAUCCUAAUCCCUUCAGCAGGCUUAAAGCUGAGGAAGUCCUUGAACAUCCUUGGAUACAAAAGGCCAACGAGGUGCCUAAUGUUCCACUUGGAGAAAAUGUCAGAACAAGGAUCAAGCAAUUUACGUUGAUGAAUAAGUUCAAGAAAAGAGUUCUUAGAGUGGUGGCAGACAACCUGCCAAUUGAGCAAGUCGCAGGGAUUAAACAAAUGUUUCACAUGAUGGACACUGACAAAAAUGGGAUUUUGAGUUUUGAAGAGCUCAAAGAUGGUCUUCAUAUGUUUGGGCAACCUGUCGCUGAUCCUGACGUGCAGAUGCUAAUGGAUGCCGCGGAUAUUGAUGGAAAUGGCACACUGAACUGCGAAGAGUUCGUGACAAUGUCUGUACACUUGAAGAAAAUUAGCAGUGAUGAGCAGCUUGCAAAAGCUUUCAGCUUCUUCGACAAGGAUAAGAACGGAUAUAUUGAGCUUGAAGAACUGAAAGAAGCCUUGUUAGAGGACAAUCUUGGUUCCAACUACGAGCAGGUGCUCCGAGACAUCCUAUCGGAUGUUGACUCUGAUAAGGAUGGUCGGAUCAGUUACGAAGAGUUCAAGGCAAUGAUGAAAGCUGGCAUGGAUUGGAAGAUGGCUUCUCGCCAAUACUCCAGAGCAAUGUUAGGUGCACUUAGCCUCAAAUUGUUCAAAGACAAAUCUUCAAAUUUGAAAAAUUAAAUGUUACAACACAAAGUAAGAA